GAAUCGGGACAGCCAAGCGAAAUCUUUCUCCGGAGUCACUAUUUGAGAGAUCUACUUCUAUCGCCUGAAACCUCAAGAGGAGUUGAGGACCAGAAACACACACAGAGACAGAGACAGAGAGGGAGAGAGAAAGAGAGAGACCAUGGAGGCCAGACUCUCUGCUUCCCUUGGUCUUCCAUCUCCAAACCCCGAUUACCAUCGCAGCCUCGCCGAUUUCGACAGCCUCUUCAAUCACUUCAACGCACUCAUAUCCUCCUCAAAUCUCCAAGGCAUCAAACCUAAUCAGUCCUUGGAGAAAGCUUCCAAUAACAGCAAGAGCAGUGGCAACUUCCUCACUUUCUCUUCAACUUCUAUGUCCAUAGAGACUAACCUGACAUCUUCGUUUGUUCCCCACGAAAACACAAAACCCAGAUCUCAGAAAUGGCUAAAUCCCGCAACGAAAGGAAAUACAAAGAUCCAGGCGCUGAUGAAAAACCUAUCAGUCCUCGAAAGGGCUGUCAUUGGAGCAUCGGCGGGAGGAAUUGCGGGUGCUCUCACCUACGUAUGCCUCCACCCUCUUGAUACCAUCAAAACUAAGCUCCAGACAAAAGGGGCAGCCCAGAUUUACAAGGGAACUUUCGAUGCCAUCGCCAAAACUUUCCAAACGAAGGGAAUUCUGGGUUUCUACAGUGGCGUAUCGGCCGUUAUUGUUGGCUCGACUUUCUCCUCUGCUGUGUACUUUGGGACUUGCGAAUUCGGUAAAUCGGUCCUAUCUAAAUUGUCCCAAUUCCCUACCUUGCUUAUUCCUCCAACUGCUGGUGCAAUGGGCAAUAUUGUCUCCUCUGCUAUAAUGGUGCCCAAGGAGCUUAUUACUCAAAGAAUGCAAGCGGGGGCGGCGGGGAGGUCUUGGGAGGUUCUGUUGAGGAUUCUGGAGAAAGAUGGGAUUUUGGGUCUAUACGCUGGUUAUUCUGCGACUUUGCUUAGAAACUUGCCUGCUGGAGUAUUGAGUUAUUCCUCAUUUGAAUAUUUGAAAGCCGCCGUGUUGAGUCGAACGGGGCAAGCUCAUUUAGAGCCGUUUCAGAGUGUCUGUUGUGGUGCAUUGGCAGGAGCCAUUUCGGCUUCUCUCACGACACCUCUUGAUGUGGUGAAGACCAGGUUGAUGACUCAGGUUCAGGGAGAGGCCAGAGAUAAGGUUGUUGUUGCUGUGUAUGGUGGAAUUUCGUCGACCAUAAAACAGAUUUUGAAGGAAGAGGGAUGGGUAGGGCUGACCCGUGGAAUGGGGCCCCGAGUUCUUCACAGUGCGUGUUUUGCAGCAUUAGGUUACUUUGCAUUUGAGACUGCUAGGCUUAUUCUGUUGAAUCAGUAUCUCAACCGGAAGGAAUCUUAUGAGAUGGCCAGUGUUCUCUCUUGAUUCAAUGGUUAUUAUUUGAUGUGAAAGCAUGAAAUCAACUAUUAAAGGUGACAAUUAUUAUCUACCCUCAUAUGCACCUAGGACUUUUCCUGUUCUUUCCAAUUCACAGUUUUUGCAGAAUUUAAUUUCUGUUUAAAAUGUGUUUUCGAUCCUAGAAGUCUAUUGUAAUUGUAUUUUUAAGAUGAGGAUUCUAGUUGUAAAUGUAUCUUUUUUUUUUGACAUAUUAUAGUUUGUUUUCUUCUUCGUUGAUGGACAAUCUCUUCAAUAAGUGUAUUGAUUUUUCAUUUUCUAAAGAAUUGCUAUUGUUAGACAUGCAUACCCAGCAGAACACAGCACACUGGGAAGAUUAAUAUGAAAUCGGUUUCGCCUUUCCUGUUUCA
This is a messenger RNA of Nelumbo nucifera (sacred lotus), 1770 nucleotides long. It is a transcript of the gene MFL1, whose product is annotated as Mitochondrial substrate carrier family protein. The record is from RefSeq and is a predicted model, not a curated record. Lineage: Eukaryota; Viridiplantae; Streptophyta; Magnoliopsida; Proteales; Nelumbonaceae.